AUGGAACAGACUUAUAAGAGCUCGAACUAUCUUGGGCGUUCCAUCACCAAAGUGGCCCAGUGUCCCCAGAUCAUAAAGGACUUUUCUAAUGGCAAGUUCUACCGCCCUUGGGCUACUCAACCCAUUCUGGUUGAUCCCACACGGAAGAAGAUGACCGAGCUGAGCGAGACGGCCAUUCUCUCACAGCGCGCUGUUUACGCCGAUAUGUUCGGGUUCAAGCACACAAUGAAUAUCGCACACCAGGACGAGAUGAAAAUCACACGAACGAGAUCUCGGCUUUACGCUCUAAUUUUAAGUGUGCGAGGGCCGGCUCAGCUAGCCAAUCUGUACCCUUAUAUCCAAAAUCGAUUGGAUCGAUUCCUGGGAAAUGAACUAUCCCCAGUCAGGGUGGACGAAGAUGGCUCUAUUUGUGUUCCUCUCGCGGAGACGUGUCGUGUCAUGGCCUCACGACUGAUGUCCGUGAUUUUUUUUGGAGAAGAAAUGACAUCCGACCCCGCCUUCCUCAAGGCCUUAUAUGACCAGCCCCAGGAAACUGUCAAGUGCAUGGCUCUUUUCCAGCUUCUACCGCGCUUCAUGUCACCUCUGGUGCACGCAAUCGUUACCCGUCGUGGUGCGGCCAUGAAAAUGAUUUUGAAUUGCGUCAACCCCGUGAUUCAAAGCGAGACGAAGAAUUGGGCUGAGCACUCUGGUUUGAAGGAGCAUACACUCCUCUACCUACUUACUACGGAGACCCAGAAAACUCGUGACUACUGGACUCCUGAAACGCUCACACAGGCCAUGACAGGCCUCUUGUUAGCGGCUUCUCACCAGCCCUGGGUCAAUCUUCACAUCUUUCUCUACCGACUUUGCGCUUCCCCAGAGUGGCAGGACAUCUUGCGCAAUGAGAUUCUCGAGGCACAGGCAAAAGAACCCUUGACCUACGAGCGACUAGCCGAGCUUCCUCUUAUGGAUAGCUUCAUGCGUGAAACCGCGCGUCUUGUGUCCUUGGACAAAUUGAACAUCCGCCGCAAGGCUCUGCAAGACUACACCUUUGAAGACGGAACCACGCACGUCCCUGCAGGUGCUACUGUCUGCGUCUCCUCCUACGCCGCAUCACACAAUGCCGCCACAUAUCCAGACCCGGAAACCUUCGAUGGUCGUCGCUUUGUAGACGGCCGCCACAAGGACUCUACACAUCGAUACUCUGAUGUCUCCGAGCAAUACUUGAUCUGGGGAUACGGAUCGCUGGCAUGUCCCGGUCGCUUCCACGCUGCUUUCGUUCUCAAACUAGCUCUUGUUAACCUGCUGCUCCGCUAUGACAUCCGACUUGACGACCUGAACAUGCGCAGCCAUUGGAUGUACGAGGCAUUCAGCAUGCCGUAUGAGUCAACCAAGGUGGUACUCAUGCCGCGAGGAUCAAUUUAG
Messenger RNA from Penicillium odoratum, 1404 nucleotides. RefSeq names its product cytochrome P450. Bases 1 to 1404 code for a protein of 467 amino acids. The transcript has 7 exons. Lineage: Eukaryota; Fungi; Ascomycota; Eurotiomycetes; Eurotiales; Aspergillaceae. Gene Ontology annotation, molecular function: iron ion binding; monooxygenase activity; oxidoreductase activity, acting on paired donors, with incorporation or reduction of molecular oxygen. The record is from RefSeq and is a predicted model, not a curated record.